Messenger RNA from Trichoderma gamsii, 2763 nucleotides. RefSeq lists its product as hypothetical. Bases 1 to 2763 code for a protein of 920 amino acids. The record is from RefSeq and is a predicted model, not a curated record. NCBI's taxonomy places the organism in Eukaryota, Fungi, Ascomycota, Sordariomycetes, Hypocreales, Hypocreaceae. The transcript has 2 exons.
AUGACUGACCGAUCCUAUCGUUAUCCUACGGCUGGCCGGUCCGCCACAUUCAACAGCCCGGCGCGCAUCUCUCUGCCCUCGGUGGGCGGAUAUGGAGCCUUAUAUGCCAACGAUCCAGAUUACGUCGCUUCGCCUACCAGAUACGCUGCUGCCGCCGCCACCCCCAGAGGCUACACAACAGCUGCAGCUGCCGCAGGCGCUGUCGUGCCGCCGCCGCGAUCGUAUUCUACCGUGAACCCAGAGCCGCGCGCCCCCAGACCGCCGCCCCCUCGUGAACAGAGCCGCAACCGGCGCUCGAACACCGUCGAUGCGUCUGCCCGACCGCCCAUCAUCGUCACGACAAUGCAAGAUCCCCACCGUCCGCACACCUCCUCUGCCCACACUUCCGACGCUCUCGUCCACGCAGGAAGCCCCAUCCGAGAUGCGUAUCGAGCAAGCGAAGGGAGACUCUAUUCGCAGCCAGCGUCGUCUAUAAGAUCCAGGAGCACCGCUCGACCAUACCAUACCUCCACGAACAGUGACGACUUUGGUCGUUCUCGAGAGCAGGGCGAAAUCGUGCUGGCCAGCCGUGAUGCUGAUGCCUAUCGCAGCUCCCGCCCUCAUGUUGUGUAUCCUAGCAACUCUCGGCACAGCAAUGCCGCCAUAGACUACGGGGAUGAGGGAUAUCAGUACACAAACGCCGGCGAGCUGGUUCGAUAUGACUUGGACCAUGGCGUCGCCCCUGCUCCCCGCCAUUCACGCAGGCAUGAAAGCUUUGACAGGGGAUAUUCUCGGCCCAACAUCAACUAUAACGCGGAUCAGAGAAGCUUCAACGUCAACACGACAAUGGAUCCUGGUCGCACAAGCCGACCAUAUGACAGCCGAGGUGGCCCCCCACCCUCAGUCCGUGGAUUUGACAAGAUCAACCGAGCAUAUGACAUUCCGCCACUUGCUCCGGCUCCUCCCAACUCCAGCUCCUCUGGGCAGCUGGAUACGGCUGGGGUUUCUACUGAUCGUCGUACUGCCGGACGCCCGCGUCCUGUGUCACUCAUCCAGGAGUCAGGAUCCCGUCCCGAAGACUAUUACAGAGGCUAUGAGGAUGAUGAGUAUGACCCACGGCGAUUCUACGAUGACAGUGUCACUGCUCGAGGCUUUGGUCUCCGGGCGGCUCAAACAGACGACCUUCAAGACCACCAUGACCGCUACUGGGAUCCAAGAGACGAUCAAGGGAGGGAAGGCUCGGCUAGGAGAGACCACUCUAGGAGGAGGAUAGAGGCUCCCACCAAGGAAGGACAGAGGUCUCACUCCGAUGAAGAGAGAGUAUCUGACCGUGAAAGGGAAGAUUAUUACCGAGGCUACAAGGACAGCCACCUACGCGAGAGACUGGAUGGGCGAAGGGAUGGGGAUUCAGAAGACAGUGACCGAUCUCGAGCCCGAGACAAGGUUGCCGCUGGACUUGGGGCAGGAGCUGCGGCUACUGCUGCCGUAGCUGGUGCCAUCUCGUCAAGCAGCAAGAAGGAAGAGAAGCCCGAGCCAAGUGAGUCGCGGAGACGCCGAGACUCUGACGAGGCUGAGGAGCGCGACCGUGAGCGCGACCGUGAGCGAGAGAGGGACAGAGAGAGGGACAGAGAGAGGGACAGAGAAAGGGAGCGGGAGCGGGAGCGAGAGAAAAGGCGCGAUGAAGACAAGGACCGUCCAGUCGCCAAGGCUGAUGAUGCAAAGGCCGAUGCAAAGGCCGAUGCAAAGGCCGAUGCAAAGGUCGACGCGGAGACUAAAGAUCGAAGCAGGCGAGACGCUGAAGCCAAGUCUAAUGGCGACUCGGCAGCGAUUGUGUCUUCGGAUUCCGAUGAAGGAAGGAAGAAGUCGGCUCGCAGACAUCGCCCCUCUCAUAGCUUCAAUCCCUACGACACUGGAGAUUUGCGUCAAAUCCGGGAACAGCUUGCCGAUAGUGAGAAGGAGAAGGCUGAGCCCAAUGGUAAAGGCCGGUCAUCUCCUCCUGCGAAGGAUGAUCGACGCUCUGAGUCGCCUUCUGGAGAAGAAAAUCGCGGCCGCGACCUUGUUGUCGUCCGUUCUCCAGACGAAAAGCAGGUUCGUGUUGUCUCGCCACCGCAUGAGAAGAAAGAGGACAAGCCUCUCAAGGGCAUCCUCAAGCAGCCAAGCGCCAAGUUCCCGGAGGAGCCCAAUCCAAUCCGUGAAGGCGUAGCACCGCACAAGGAAGAUAAAAAGCUGAAAGAAGUCCCGUCGGGUGCCCGAUGGACCAAGAUCAACCGCAAGAUUGUCAACCCAGAGGCUCUGGACAUUGGCAAGGAGAGAUAUGAAAUCCGCGAUGACUUUGUUAUUGUGCUUCGAGUCUUGAGCAAGGAGGAGAUUCAGACUUAUGCUAAUGCCACGCAAGUCUUGCGAGAGCGGCGGCGAAACAAGGACUAUACCGGCGAAUAUGAAGACAGUGAUCGUGAUCGAAGCGACCGUGAUCGAGAGCACCAUGGUCGGGAGUACGACCGUGAAUAUGAUGAGAAAGAAUACGAUAAAGACUACAGUCGAGAAUAUGACCGCGAUUACGAGCGUGAGUAUGAAGACGAUAGAGGGCGGCGAGGAAGCCAUCGCCAUCGCCGUCAUCGAGAUGAAGCGGAAGGCGCCGAUGCUCGUGAGCGCGAUCAUGACCACGACCGUGACCGUGACCGCGAGAGGCGGCGUCGACACAGGCGCGAUGAUGAAGAAGAAUACGACUCCAGGGCAAGAGACGUAGAGCACCAUCACCACCACAGGGCUCACCGAGAGGUGUAA